UGAUUAUCAUGUCAUUUUUGACAAGAACUGCAAUCAAUUAUGUUUGUGUUUAUUUUUUGAUAUUCCUUAUUAUUGAACAAGUAAUGUAUUAUAUAGUAAAGUCAGCUGCAUAAACUUGCUUAAAAUCACUUAUCAGAGGUAUUUAGCGAAUACUUAGUGCCUGUGCUCGCUUUUGCAUAAAAUGCCAGCUUUAACGCAACAAAUACCAAAUUUCAAUGCCAAAGUAGUGUUUCUGGCCCAUUUCAUUUUCAUUUCCCUUAGUUGUAUGGGAUUCUGGGCCAGCAAUGCAUACCUGUUUUACAACUGUAUAUUAAUAUUCCUUCUGCUGUGGAGCAUUUUCCACAGUCAGCUUCAAGAACCGCUUCAGUUGGCAAUUGUUGUAAAUGGAGUUUCCAUUAUAUUGGACAUUUUGUUGCUGAUUAUGAACUUCCCUUCAUACAGCAGUGGAGCAGCAGCGAAAUUCUCGGCAGCGAUGGCUGUGCUUCAUUUAUUAGCCCGACCAAUUUCCACUUUUGUUUUAAUUAAAAAUUUGGAGGAAAGAGGUGGUAGUACAGGAAAUAUUCCGAACAUGUUCACUGGAACCCGGACUGAAUCUUAUGAGGACAUUGAUCGAACGACAGUUCCGCAAAGUUCUGCCCAGGCUGGCGGAUAUAACUUUGCAACUGCUCAACCGAUUUAGGACACUUUAUCUAAAAACUUUUUUUAUCGAAUUUCAAAGAAAUCUCGUUAAUUAAUUUUAUUUUAACCACUCAUGUAUAGGUAUUAGCACCUACUUAAUGAAUAAGAUUAUACUUUAUACUAUUUCCGUUUAUAAAGUGAUUUUACCUUGUAUAAAAUUUUUAAGUAAUUUUUAAUGCAAUUAUUAAUGUUAGUAGUGAUUAAAUAUAUUUAAUCCACUGUUGACUAGGUAA
Messenger RNA from Dendroctonus ponderosae (mountain pine beetle), 911 nucleotides. Its product is annotated as type-1 angiotensin II receptor-associated protein. Gene Ontology annotation, cellular component: plasma membrane. The record is from RefSeq and is a predicted model, not a curated record. NCBI's taxonomy places the organism in Eukaryota, Metazoa, Arthropoda, Insecta, Coleoptera, Curculionidae. Bases 182 to 679 code for a protein of 165 amino acids. The transcript is spliced from 5 exons. Gene Ontology annotation, biological process: angiotensin-activated signaling pathway.